GCAUUUUCUCUCUUGUUAGGUUUUCGAGUUUGUUUAUUUACCUUUAAUCAAUGCAAUUUUUUUGCCGCAAGUGAUUGAAUUAAAUAACAAUUUAGGUACAGAGAUAUUUAUGCAAAUUCUCUUUUCUCGGGGUUUCGUGUUUGUUUAUUUAUUUUUACUGACGAAUUCUUUUGCCGAAAGCGGUAGAUUUUAACCAUAUUUGCGUUUGCUUAAACGUAUAAUAUAUUUUGUGAAUUAAAGAGCUAAGAAUAUGAGUGGGCUAUUAGGCAUUGCAGAAAUUUUCGAUUCAUUUGAUAAUGUUUACCUGCUAAGCACUGUGACGAUGCUAGCUGCCGUUAUACUAGCAUUCUACUUUUCCCAUUUGGUGAAGGAUAUUGGGUUGUAUGGCUCUCGCUUGGAUCGUGAAGUUGAAGAGCAGCCUAAUCUACUGACAGCUGAGGGCAAUUUAUAUGACUGCAGUGACGAAGGCGAAGUCGACACGGAUAAUCCGUUAGGUGAUGGUCUAGUUAGUAAAAUGAAAUCAGCGCGGCUCAAAGAGUUGGAAGCUCAAUUGACGCGCGACCAAUUGGAGGAGGAAAGAAAAAUCGAACGAGAACAGCUUGCGGCGAUUUUUGAACUGUUAAAGAAGCAGGAGGCCGACUUAAACACGAAGGAAAUCGACGAGCGAGAAUUAGUUGCUCAACUAAAUUUGUAUCGCUAAGGAAAAUCCAAAAUGCCAGUUUUUUAGACAACACCUUGUCUAUUAAGUUUGUGCAGCAAUAAAUAAACACAAGCUGUGUUUAUCUAGUCUAAUGUUCGUUAAAUAACGUAGUAUUUAGUGAAAUUGUCUGGUAUUAGCAAAUUUUAAUUAAAAUAACAUUCAGUUACUUAAUAUA
Molecule: messenger RNA, 875 nt
Organism: Bactrocera latifrons
Lineage: Eukaryota; Metazoa; Arthropoda; Insecta; Diptera; Tephritidae
Exons: 3
Coding region: 251-700 (149 amino acids)
Source: RefSeq, a predicted model, not a curated record